AUGGCAAACGUCGUUGGUGGGGAUACCAAGCGGCUUGAGCCACUGGAAGAGGUGGCACGGUCCAAGUCAAAUGACGAACCUGAUUCGGACGAGGAAGAACUGGAAGAAGCAUCUGUGGGAAAACUGCUGCUGACCAAUUUGAGCGAAAAUUUGGCGGAUGCUGCAAGUCAAGCCUCAUCAACACUCUCCGGGUUCAUUGAUAAACAGAAAAAUAUGGUCAAAAAGUCUCGGGGUUUCGCUCGUAAAGUUGUCGCCGAACUGAAACAGGAUACUCGAUCGUCAACUUCUGAAUCUGCAAUGUCUCCUGCAGCAAAUGAACACCAAUCACCCAAGAAACGCUCCGGCUUUUUUGCUGCCCCCAAAACACUCUUUGGUUUCAGUCAGACCACAACAAGAAAAGUAUCCGACACUGUUGAAGGUUCGAUUUCAUCAUUAUCGCACACAGAUAUGGAUCAAAGUAUCAAAGAUCAGGAAUUUCUACGCUCGAUCGUACAAUUGGUCAAAGAAGGUCGAGAAGCGAGUUACAGCAUCGGAUCACGCCUGCGUGAUUUACUCACCGACGAGAACUAUCGUAGCUACCUGAUUUCGAAGAUACACGUAGGACGUUCGGAACUAGUCGGUGAUCCGGAAUGCACUCUAACUGAUUAUGUAAAUAAUGCCCACGAAACUCAAGGUGACACGAAACCGGACGAAGAGAAUAUUAUUGGCAGUUUGAGUAAGUCAAUAAAAUGUUUGAAACGAGAUUAUACUUUUGUUACAGCACGCUGA
Echinostoma caproni is the source of this 768-nucleotide messenger RNA. The record is from the annotation of a GenBank genome assembly. Lineage: Eukaryota; Metazoa; Platyhelminthes; Trematoda; Plagiorchiida; Echinostomatidae.